Parasteatoda tepidariorum (common house spider) is the source of this 3348-nucleotide messenger RNA. NCBI's taxonomy places the organism in Eukaryota, Metazoa, Arthropoda, Arachnida, Araneae, Theridiidae. The record is from RefSeq and is a predicted model, not a curated record.
AAAUCAACAAAAUGAAUUGUAUAUUUCAGGUCUUAUUGGGUGUGUAUGGUUCAUGUUUUGGAUAUUCUUGGUGUACAAUACUCCAUCAGAACAUCCAAGAAUCUCAAAAAAGGAACUCCACUACAUUCAACAGAAUCUACCACAGACGUCAGCCGACAGACAGACUCGUCCCAUUCCAUGGGGCUUGAUCUUCCGUUCCAGGGCCGUUUGGGCCGUCACCAUAGCCAAGUUUGCGGGCACCUGGGGGUUCACCUGUCUUCUCACCAAACUACCCGCCUACCUUGCAGACGUACUUCAUUUUCCCAUUCAGAAGAAUGGACUGAUUAAUGCAUCUGUGUAUACGGCAGAAAUCAUCGCCAUGUUUCUCUCUGGAUUUUCAUCCGAUUACCUGAGGAAGAAAAACAAGCUCUCCAACACAAACAUCAGGAAGUUAUUUGAAACCCUAGCUCUCUUAGGUCCAACUCUCUGCCUUGCACUAGUUCCAACAAUGGGCUGCGAUCACUGGCCGGUGGUGAGUCUCAUUGUCAUGUCUAUGUUCUUCUACGGGAUGGUGGGAGGGGGUGACGUCCCCACAUUCGUCGAUAUAGCUCCCGAACUCGCAGGUACGAUAUUUGGAAUGGCAAAUUGUUUAGCUGGAACCACUGGAUUUUUGUCACCGCUUGUUGCUGGUAUUUUCUUAGAUUCAGAUCAUGGAGGAAUGCAGCAGUGGGCUAAAGUGUUCUAUACUUCCUGCGGUAUCUAUGCAGCAGGUGCCAUCGUCUUCCUUCUGUUCGGUUCAGCGGACCCAGAACCGUGGGCGUCCAGCUCUGAUGAACCGGAGAAUUCUCUGGAAGAAGAAUUCGCCAGAAAAGCUUCUGUUCGAUCGGACAUUGAAAUAUCGCUCAGUAUUCACGCAUCCAUGCGCAUGCGUCGUGCUCCACUUGAAAGUUGAAGAAAAACCUUAGGUCAUCUGGGAACUGUGGUUAGUUCUAGGCGACCUAUCAGAACUGAAUCUUCUAGUGGUCGGUCACAGAUUCUCCUACGAGAGGGUGAAGUGUGCCACACUCGCAAGGAGGGGACAUUUGUAGUGUGUUUCAUUCAUAAUUCGAAGGGUAUUAUAUUUCUUCCCAAUAUUUUACUGAUACUCCUACGCCAGCCCAAUGAUAAGUGUUCAAUGGCUCAACGCCCUCAAUCCAAACUAAAUAAGUCUUUCUUAAACAAUAUUCGUUGGUGAAUCUCUUGUUAACGCAUUUGAGUCGCAAAACUAACAAAUAUAUAGAAUAUGUGGCAAAUAAUUUAUCUCCGGACUAACUAUAUUCUCGAUUAUUUUGAUGGGUGGUGUUUAAAAAUUGAUUUGCUAAAAAUUUUCCUUUAACUUAGAUUUUAAAAAAAUUAUUGUUUCCCAAGAACAUUUUUUAUUAAAAGAAGUUCUUACUGCAUAUUCACCUUACAAUGUUCAAUUUACAAUCAUAUUGCCACCCGAAGAAUGGAUUUAUGAGCCGAAAGUGAAUACAUAUCUUAUCUAAAUUAAAGCCCUGGAUAUGCAGCUUGAAUAGCGACACGCCGCCAUUUUGGUGACCACAACUGAAUGUAGAAAUAAGGACUUUCUACCCGAAUUCUUAAAAUCCACUUUUUAUUGAUCUAUAGUUUCAUAUUGCUCAAACUAACUAAAAUAUUUACUAUUUAUUCUUUUAAUUCUUUUUUUUUCUCUCCCUGAAAUGAUAUAUUUUAUUCUAUUUAGUGAAAAUAAUAUAUUUUCUAUAAAUUAAAGCUUUCACAUUCUAUCUUUCAUUAAGUCUUAUUCAAAUUCUGACUCACUAUUAAAUAACACAUUUAUUUUGCACUGUUACAUUAUUUUACAGUAAUGCAUAAAAUAUUUAAAGUAAUAAAAAAUAAAGAAACCACUAAGAGUUCAAAUAGGAAUUAGAUCAUCUUAUUAAAUCAUAGCAAUUUUAAAUUUUUUCAGUUGAAAAGUAAUUAAUAUGUUUUCAGGUGAAUAUGCAUUUAAAUUUGUUAAACUUCUAAUUUGAAAAAAAAAAAAAACGUAAUAUAUUUGCUAUACAUAAUUAAUAAAUAAUAUCAUAUAAAAUUUGAAACAAUUGAAUAUAAAAAUUUAAUUUCUAACAAACCUCACAUAAUCUGCUGUUUUCGUUUGGAGUCCAUUUAUCUCUGCCAAUUCUAUGCAGCCAUACUUUCCGUCAUUCUUUAUUGCGAUCUCCAACAGGUAAAUGAUAUAUUUUAAAGUCUAAAUUUGACCUAUUAGAACACCUAAUAUGCGCGACAAUAGGUAAUUAUUAGUUUAAAAAUAUGAAACAAACAUAGUUAAAAAAAGUGAAAAUGGAAAUAGCAGAUCGAGCGCAAUGGUACUUUACCUUUCAAAUUAAUCACCAAAAUGGCGAUUGUUUUCCCAUGUGAUCGGCGACAGCCAAUCUAAAUUGAAAACGUCACGGGAAAAAGAGUGACGCUACUUGAGCUAGGUAAUCAAGAGCUUUAAUCUAAAUGUAUGGAGUACCAAGGGGAGGAAAAUCACCCACAAUGAGAUUCGUAGUCAAAUGAUCAGAUAGAUAUGUGUGCACAGUUGUUAGAUUUUGUUAAUCAAUUUCAAUAGUUUGUCUAAAAAUAGAUUCAAAUUGUAUUAAUAAUGGCUGUGUGACGAAUACGUAUGAAAUUUAUGUAACGAAUAUUCAUGUAACAAAGUAAGACGCAGAAAUAUAUUUUCUCUAAACUAAAUGUACUUUUUUUGGCGGAUUCAGAUCUUUGAACUUCAAAAUACUGUGCAUAACCGUAAUCUGGCAUGUAUAAUUUCAAACGAUUAAUAAGGAGAUCUGUUGAAAGUUUGAGCCGCUUAUUUCAAAUCGCCCCAUAAAUUUAAACGAAUAAAGUUUUGCCCACAAUUAUUUAUCUAAAAAUAAUUCUUUUCAGAAAAUUUUUUUCUUCUGAAUUUUAGCAUAAUUUUGAAUUACGUAAUAUUCAAUUACAGAAUCCAAAAAUUUUCAGAGUGCUAAAAUUUCUUUUAAGUCAUACUUUUCAUUCCUCGAGAAGUUUUCGACCUCUCACAUUUUGCAUUUUAUAAUUAAAAUAGAAUAAUUAUAAAUAAAUUUUUAAAGCUUAUUUGAUAGCUUACAAUGAAUAUACUAUCAUUCCUGUCGUAUGUCACUUUCUAUAUCAUUGCAGUGUAGGUAUUUACUACGGGAAGAAAUAUUUGUUUUCUAGAUUUUUACUGGCUCGUUGUUGCCAUCCUUUUAGAACAAGAACAGUACUUUUAUUGAAAUGGUAAUUCGUGGCCAUUAACAUGAUUUCAUUGUUCACAUUUAUCAUUUGUAUUCAAUAUGAAAUAUUUAUAAUAAAAACUUUUGUACAUAUAAGGAA